Molecule: messenger RNA, 1603 nt
Organism: Zootermopsis nevadensis
Lineage: Eukaryota; Metazoa; Arthropoda; Insecta; Blattodea; Termopsidae
Source: RefSeq, a predicted model, not a curated record
GCUAGUGGUCUGCAUGGUGUUUCGAGGGGCGGGCAGACGCGAUCGUUUAAAAUCUUGGGUACAUUCUUGACGGUCACACCGGCCGGCGAAGAAGGAGUAGAAGUUGGACGAGAAAUACGCGUUCGGUUGCUACAUUGAGUGUGCUCGCGUGUGUGUGUAUAUCUAGUGAGCUUUACCGUGAAAAGGGAACAUGGGCUUGGAGCUCUUUUGACGUGUUACAGAAAACGAUAAUACAGUCGAUUAACGACUCUAACUCGUAGUAAACUCGAUACAAAGUAUGGCAAAUUUGCCGCCUCUAGACCCUGAACUCUCGAUAGGGACGAAACUGGUUCGUCAUAUGAAAGUGAAAAGAAGAAUGUGUAGUGCACAGUUCUCAAGGGCUCAAGUGUGCCUGCUUCUGCUUGUUCUUUCGUCGUUGGUCAUCACAACAAUCGCAGCUUUAGAGAUUGAUAGCGAUUUGGUGUUUGACGAUGGUACAGCGAGUAAUGACUACGAAUACCGUAAGACUAGUAGCAAUGCAAGACAAUACUCGAACACCUCUCAACACUUCCAGAGCACAAAAUCUAAUCACGGAGCUUCCAACAGCGACCAGCAACUUGUGGCACCUGUAGAAAUUCCUUUAGAAGACCCAGAAGAACCAAAACCUGACAGUAGUGAAGACGUCGACAGUAGCUUCUUUGGUAAAAUUAGUGAGUUUGGCAGACGUGCCAAGAGGCAGUGGUUUCCAGACUUUUUUGGAGGAGGAGAGGAUUCAGAAAAACCCUCGUCUCCAACGGAAAGCACAAGUAUAUUUGAUUCCUCGAACUUUCUUGGAAUCUUUGGAAGUUCUGGCGGAACAAACGACAAACCUCAAAGUCAUUCAGCAGAAAGUGAGUCAGAGAACGUAGAAAUUCUGAAGUUGACAACACCCCAGGACGACAAGUACCGAAACAAAAGAAGCACAUCCUUCGACAACAUUAAUGGUGAGGUAACCCUGGACGAUGUGGAAGACGCUGACGAGGAGAACAUAACGGACCAGCCUGAGAGUCAGGAGAACACUGAGACAGACGAGGAGACAACUGUUGUGGCGCGCAAACCCGGCAAGUUACAGCAUCUCAACUCUGAUGACGAGGAUUACAUCAGCGAGGCUGCUUCAGGAUCUGGUAUGGAAAGCAGGACCAUACUGCCAACAUUAGCAACUCCAUCAUCAGACCGACAGCCAAGGUUUUAUCGCAUCACCUUCACGAUUCUGGAACCAUUCCGAGUCGAGUACUAUGACAGGAACAGUGAAGCUUUCCAGCAACUAUCACAGGACCUGUCCCAGGCUGUCAAUGCUCUGUAUGAAAACGUGCCUGGUCGGCAGUCCGCUACAGUCAUCCAGAUUCAGGAAACUGGCGAAAGAUUCAGCAGUUUGGUAACACUGGACCUUGGCACAAUGGACAACUACAACGAAAGUCAGUUGCGAGAGCGUCUCUACAGACAGAUUGCCGAUUAUCGCAGGCUAGGAAACACUGAGUCAUCAGAAGAUAACUUCAACUUCAGGUCAUUUGGUGGUAAGUCUGCAGACUCUCCUCUUAUAAACACAAAUUUCCCUCUUCCUGUUUAUCAUUUCCUUCUUUCUAAA